Molecule: messenger RNA, 1562 nt
Organism: Diachasma alloeum
Lineage: Eukaryota; Metazoa; Arthropoda; Insecta; Hymenoptera; Braconidae
Product: pancreatic lipase-related protein 2
Exons: 5
Coding region: 48-1163 (371 amino acids)
Biological process (GO): lipid metabolic process
Molecular function (GO): triacylglycerol lipase activity
Source: RefSeq, a predicted model, not a curated record
UGGUUGCGAGACUUUGCGAUCAAUCAAGUUCAGGGAAGGGUCAAGCAAUGCUCAAGUUGGUGGGCUCAAUUCUGUGCAUUUUGGGAAUUCCUAGGCUCCGGGCAGAUCCAACUUGUUACGGCGAUUUAGGCUGUUUUCCAAAUGACUAUCCGUGGACAGCAUUUUUGAGACCAUUCCCAGAGCCCCAAAGCCCGCAGGAAGUGAACACAACAUUUUUCUUUUCGAAUCGAAUUGUGAAUAGAACAGUCGUCACAAAAGAUCCCGAGAUUGUAAUACCGAAUGGCUUCAACGGGACAAAGGCCACGUAUUUCAUUACCCACGGAUAUUCUAGUAGUACUAGACCCGAGUGGUUCAGAAAUUUGAGCGAUGCAUUAAUAACAGCCAGAGACUGCAAUGUUUUCGCUGUCGACUGGGAAAAAGGCUCUUCCGGAAUGUACUUCACGGCAGCAGCGAAUACGCGAAUGGUGGCUGCAGAAAUUGCGAGAUUGAUCCGAUAUUUGACGAAUAGCACGUCCCUCACCCCCUCGAAUGUCCACCUUCUCGGUCACAGCUUGGGGGCCCACAUCAUGGGGUACGUGGGCAAGAGCAUUUCAGGAAUUCGUCGAAUAACAGCUUUGGAUCCAGCACAGCCGGGGUUCGAGGGUAAGAACCCUCUGAUUCGUCUCAAUGGUUCUGACGCGCAGUUUGUCGACGUCAUCCACACAGACGGACGUCCAUUUCUACCGCUCCUCGGCCUCGGCUACACCUCGGGGGUGGGCAAUGUCGACUUCUUCGUGAACGGAGGAAAAUUCCAGCCGAAUUGUGUACUCGACGGUGAAAAUUUCCCGUACAAAAGGCUCGCGGAGAUUCCCAAAAUAACUAUAGCAGUCCUGUAUAAUUUAGCGAGUUGCAGUCACACGAGGGCCCCCAGGUACAUGGCCGCAGCCAUAAAGGAGCCAUGCAACAUGUGGGGAUACAGGUACAACGCAACUCAGGCCACUUUGAGAUACGAGAAUUUUAUCAUUGAUGACGAAUGUGACGUCGACAAUUGCACCCCAAUGGGACUCACUACCCAUCACUUUCCGGCACUCGGUAAUUUCGCUAUGGAAACUUCUGGAACCUAUCCUUUCUGCAAAAAUGAUGGCCAGGCUGAUCGAGAAAUGGCACGGGCUGUCAUCAAAUGACUUUGCAUUCAUCAGUCAUGAGAAACUGGAGACAGAACAGGAUUUUUUCACGUUUUACUGAAAACAAUUAUCAUCAUUUCAAAUGAUCGACUUUCCUGUUCUCCAUAUUUUUUUAUUUUCCCAAAAUAAAAAAAUGAACCCAAUUGGUUAAAAUUUUCACCUUGUGCGGUUCAAUUGUUAACGAAUGCACAGAUCUGGAGGAGGAAAAGAAUUCGACUAUUUUAGAAUAAUUAUAUAUGACAAUAUAUUUAAUCAACAUGAGAAUUGUAUAAGCACAUUUUUCUCGAUACAUUUAAUGUAUGUAUAAAUAUAACUAGAAUUUCUUUCAUGAGUGUUUUGUACUGAUCAGUCAUUGACGAAAACUACACUCGAAUAAAUUGAUAAAUUAUUAUAUUUUCA